Didymosphaeria variabile is the source of this 1512-nucleotide messenger RNA. RefSeq lists its product as uncharacterized. NCBI's taxonomy places the organism in Eukaryota, Fungi, Ascomycota, Dothideomycetes, Pleosporales, Didymosphaeriaceae. The record is from RefSeq and is a predicted model, not a curated record. Bases 1 to 1512 code for a protein of 503 amino acids. Gene Ontology annotation, molecular function: protein binding. The transcript has 4 exons.
AUGUUUUUACGCGUGCGCGACGUGCUCGGCAAAGGUAAAGGAAUCUUCGCGACUCAACCCAUCCUCAAGGGCACUUGCAUACUGUCCGAAAUCCCCAUCCUCACUGUACCUGCAUCGCCUUCUCUGCAAGACAUAGAGAAUCUCUGCCUCCAAGUCGCGAAUCUUCCAGACGAGCAGCGGCAAGCCUUUGAAGCACUGUCCAGUUGUCAUCCUUAUGACAGCGUUUUCACCCAAUAUCUGAAUAUCGUGCGUACCAACUCUUUCAGCGUACGAGAUGGGGCAGGUGGCAUUUGUCUCAAUGCGAGUCGCAUCAACCACGCUUGCAAUUCCAAUGCGCAGCACACCUGGAACGACAGCUUGGGCAAGGUCACUGUAUACGCGCUCAGGGAUGUCGCCGAGAACGAAGAGAUUACGACCAAUUACAUGGGGCGCGGGCGUACACGUCAAGAGCGGCAAGCGUAUCUCCAGAAGAUAUACAAGUUUGACUGCGCUUGUGAGCUGUGCUCUCUUCCAGCAGCGUUAAACGAAGCCGCCGAUCAAAAGAUACUGCGAGCUCGUAAGCUCUGGUCGUACUUUCAGAUGGGGGACGGACACACCCGCCACUUGGCCAAUCCCCUGCAACGUCUAAGGCGGUUAGAAGAGGUAGCUCGGCAUUGGGCUGAGUUGGGUUCCAGUACCCAAAUACACGAUACUAAUCUGGAAGCUGCCGCGUUGGCCCUUUCACAUAGCGACGUUGCUCGUGGCAACAUCUUCUUCGGGAGAGCAUAUGCCUCUUACGUCCUUGCACAUGGCGACAACGACCCGACGGCGCGAGAUCUCCGAGCCCGUUCAGAAGUCCUCACGAGAUCUGCUUGUUACGGCCAGUCAACGAGAUGGCAGACUAGCAGAGACGAUGUCCCUCGCGACGACAUCCCAGGCCUUCUUGAAACGUGGUUAUGGAAGAAGGAGGAAGAUCUGCCAAAGACCAGUCUUUUCGCAGAUCUCCAGGACCGCAGUACUUUCCUCGGUAUCGGUGGCUUGCCCACUGAGGGACGGUUUGAUCUGGAAUACCAUCAGGACGCAUCCACCGGUCAAUCCAACCCCAAGCGCCACUGGUGCUUCAUGGGAGAGAUUAAGGACAAGGUGACUUUAAAAGGACAAUUGCAGCUUAUGGUCAAAGAUAUCGACGACCAUGUCACGGGCAUUUUCUUCCACGAUCGUAAUAAGGGCGCAAAGGUCUCACAAUUCUUUAACAAGAACGAAACAGUGGUGGUCUUGUAUGCGCAGCGCGGAGAGUCUGACGUAAGACCUGUUGUGAAGGUUAGAGGUACCAGCGUCAUCAAGAUUUGCCAGAUGACCGGGUGGAAGGACAAAAAUCACAAGAUCGAUUGUAAGAUGCUGAAGAAUGCUGAUGUGCGUGUUCUGUUCACAUUCAAGUGGCAUGAUUUCAAGGUUCCUGUCCGCUUCCCGCUCUCUUCGCUAGACGACAAGGUUGAGAGACUUGCCGACAAGGCUGGAAAUAUGGCUGUUUAG